AUGAUUGAUAUAUUGGGGUGGCGGUUGCAAUCUGUUGGCUUUGUGAAGCAGUUUCCAUCUCUUGGGUUUGGGGGCUUAAGAAACGGGACUAGAGGCGCAUCUUGGUUCUCUCGUGUCCGACGUCUCAGGAAUAGAACUGUGCAGCAUGAAUGUCCACCUGUAGCAGAGCAAAUACACAGCCAGGAAAUCAUCCACGGGCGGCUGAGGGUCGAUGAGUUCAAGUGGUUGGAAAACAUCCAAGACAAGGCUACUCUUGCGUACUGUGGAGCCGAGAGCAGAUAUGCUGAGCAGCAACUGAAAGACCUGCAGCCACUUAGCCGUCGCAUUCUCAAGGAGCUGCAAAGCUACAUUCCCCGCUCGCCCCCGAACGAUCCUCCUGACAUUAUAGAUGGAUGGGAGUACUCAAAUCGUUGGGUGUCAGGACGCAUAGUAUACGUACGACGACCAAUUAGCGGAGGAAAUGAAGAAAUUCUGCUAGAUACAAGAUUUCUCCCACAAGGUUCAACCAGCGUCAAGAAGUGCUUGAUAUCUAACGAUCACAAGGUGCUGGCCUACUUGAUUUGCGGGCCUACAGAGGAACAAGGAACUCUGUAUUUCCGUGAUCUUACUAGACCACCAUCUUUGAAAAACAUUGCAGCAGUACCUAAAGUCUUCAAUUUUGUCUGGGCGGAUGGGCACCGAACUGUUUAUUAUACGCGGUUGGAUGAACUCCUGAGGGCCAAUGAGGUGUUUCGACACCGACUUUAUGCCUUCGAAACGACCGACGAACUCGUAUAUCAUGAGCCUGAACCAACGUGUUUCUUGGAUGUGAGUAUUACGAAGGAUAAGAAAUAUGUUACCAUCAAUUCAAGUUCAUCCAGCGACUCCAAAGUUCUGGUUGUGUCAACGGAAGGGAGCAAGUCGGAGCAACCCAGACUCGUGCUGCCUAGAUUGGCAAACACGCAAUAUUAUGUGGACCACCACGAGGAUGCCUUUUACAUACUUCACAACCACAUCUCAGACAACUUCAGUCUAUCCCUCUUUCGAGACUCUGUCCUCGGAAAGGUCUCGUGGGAUAAGUUACAACCGGUUGUGACCACAUCAGAGUCUGAGAAGCUUGAGGAACUGGAACUUUUUCGUAAUUUUGCGCUUUUGUAUAUGAAGAAAGGGGGUCUACCGGUACUGGAGUGCCACGAUUUCAGAACGGACGAACGACAUACUGUACCGUUGGAUGAACCAAUUGCAUCGGUAUAUACUGGAUCUAAUCUGAAAUAUGAUACUUCUAUCGUGCAUUUUAACACGUCGUCCCCGCUAACGAUGCAAAGUGUGUACGAGUAUGAUAUGGACAAAAAGAUAAUGCGCAAGAAGGGGACGCGGAGUCCUGCAGGUUUCGAUGUGCGCCAGUAUGUCGUGAAGCGUAUAACGGUUCCUAGUGACACGGCUGACAUUCCAGUUACACUUAUACACAACAAGAAUCUGGAGCGCAAUGGCCAGAACCCGGUGAAUAUUCGUGCGUAUGGUGCUUACGGUGUGCCAUUUGAGCCGUACUUUCGAUUGGAGAUUUUACCUUUGUUGCGACGAGGUUUCGUCGUGGCGCUAGCUCAUGUUCGUGGCGGUAGCGACUUGGGUGUGCGAUGGUACAAGGAAGGCCGAUUAUUGCAAAAGGAGAAUUCGUUUAAGGAUUUGAUUGCAGUUGCCGAUUUCAUGGUACGAGAGAAAUAUUCUCAUCCGAAUCUUUUGACUGGCCAUGGGGUCAGCGCAGGGGGUCUUCUCAUGGCAACAGUAAUGAACCGCCGUCCAGACCUAUUUCGUGCUAUGGUCCUUCGAGUGCCAUUUGUAGAUCCACUGUCAGCCAUGCUAGACCGCACAUCUCCGUUGACAACUGUCGAACGCGGUGAAUGGGGAGAUCCGCUGGAAGAUCCUGCGGUGUAUGAGUAUAUGGCCGGAUAUGCACCGUACGACGGCAUCCCCUUUGCAAACUCCGGCUCAACGGAUUUCAAAACGUCAGUUUUAAUCACCGCAUCGCUUCAGGACCAGCGAGUCGCGCUAUGGCAGCCAUUGAAAUAUGUCGCGAGAAUGCGGGCGCGGAAUAGUACUGUGUAUGGCUCUGCCGCCGGACUUGCUGGGAAGGACGUGGCUCCAUCCGCCGCUACCCCAAAGCUACUAUUAAAGAUAUACAAUGAUCGGGGUCACAAUGCGUCUGGCGACGAAGUAAAUCUCGAAGAUGGCGCUCUGGAGUCUGCAUUUCUGAUACGAGAGAUCGAGCCAUUCUUAGAAAAUAUAUCUACUCGAUGA
This is a messenger RNA of Spizellomyces punctatus DAOM BR117, 2274 nucleotides long. RefSeq lists its product as uncharacterized. Gene Ontology annotation, biological process: proteolysis. Bases 1 to 2274 code for a protein of 757 amino acids. The transcript is spliced from 17 exons. Lineage: Eukaryota; Fungi; Chytridiomycota; Chytridiomycetes; Spizellomycetales; Spizellomycetaceae. The record is from RefSeq and is a predicted model, not a curated record. Gene Ontology annotation, molecular function: serine-type endopeptidase activity.